AUGGUCACUCUUGCACCGGAGGAUUCCAACCCCUGGACGCCCCUGGUGCCCUUCUCCCCAUCCAUGUGGAUGUGGCUCGGCAUAGCUGCCGUGCUCUUCGCCCUCACAAUCCUCUUCCUGGAACGCCGCAACAACUCCCUCUUCCUCCCUCCCUCCUUCCCCUCCCCUGUUCCCCUCUUCCCACCCCCUCUCCUUACCCUCCCCUGCUCACCUCCCCCACAUCCCCCACUGCCGUGCUCUUCGCCCUCACAAUCCUCUUCCUGGAACGCCGCAACAACUCCCUCUUCCUCCCUCCCUCCUUCCCCUCCCCUGUUCCCCUCUUCCCACCCCCUCUCCUUACCCUCCCCUGCUCCCCUCCCCCACAUCCCCCAGUCGUCCGGUCUUGCAAUGGUGACCCUCGCACCGGAAGACUCCAACCCCUGGACAGCCCUGGUGCCCUUCUCCCCCUCCAUGUGGAUGUGGCUCGGCAUAGCAGCAGUCCUCUUCGCCCUCACAAUCCUCUUCCUGGAACGCCGCAACAACUCCCUCUUCCUGCAACACUCCGUCGAGGGAGACACCAAGGCCGAGCGCUGCCGCUCGAAAGCCUUCUCGCUGCUGCAGGAUUUCUGGGAGGCGCUGUGGAUCUCCUUUCAGAGUUACUUUCUUGUGCCCGUGGAGGUCCACACACUGCUGGCUCGGGUGCCGGUGCUGGUGUGGUAUGGGGUGGUGCUCAUUCUGAGCACCUCGUAUACGGCCAACCUCACCUCAAUCUACACCGUCAACCUGCUCACUCCUCCUCUCCAGGUGUGUUGUUGUGUGGGUGUGACAGUGACGAGCGCCACUAUGCGCACUGGCUGCACCUCGUAUACGGCCAACCUCACCUCCAUCUACACCGUCAACCUCCUCAUGCCGCCCCUCCAGUCGGUCGGGGAGGCAGUGGUCCGGGGCUCCAUCAUUGGCUACCAAGCCGGCUCCUUUAUCCGAUCCUACCUGCUGCAGAUCGGGCUCAAACCAUCCCAGCUGGUGCCGCUCAACAGUGAGAGCGACUACUACAAGGCGCUGAGAGCAGGGAGGGUUGUAAAGUCCCAGCUGGUGCCGCUGAACAGUGAGAGCGACUACUACUGCAUUCCCCCGCUCCCUUCCCAGCUGGUGCCUCUGAACAGUGAGAGCGACUACUACUGCAUUCCCCCGCUCCCUUUAACCCCCCCCCCACCCUCUCCUCUCUGCUGCCUCCCCCCUCCCCCAUGCUGCCGCCCCUCUCUUUCCCCAUCUGCCAGUCCCAGCUGUCCCAGCUGGUGCCUCUCAACAGUGAGAGCGACUACUACUGCAUUCCCUCCCUCCCUCCCUCCCUCCCUCCCUCCUUCCCUCCCUCCCCCACCUCCAUUCCCUUGA
Messenger RNA from Closterium sp. Naga37s-1, 1371 nucleotides. NCBI's taxonomy places the organism in Eukaryota, Viridiplantae, Streptophyta, Zygnematophyceae, Desmidiales, Closteriaceae. The record is from the annotation of a GenBank genome assembly.